Molecule: messenger RNA, 560 nt
Organism: Neopelma chrysocephalum (saffron-crested tyrant-manakin)
Lineage: Eukaryota; Metazoa; Chordata; Aves; Passeriformes; Pipridae
Product: ELAV-like protein 2
Exons: 2
Coding region: 1-528 (175 amino acids)
Molecular function (GO): RNA binding
Source: RefSeq, a predicted model, not a curated record
AUGGGCACUGCUGGUGAGUGCCAGGGGAUCCCGGGAUCCUGGGGGGUCCUGGGGGUUGGGACAGACCUGGGAACAGAGACCCAGGGGUUCCUGGGGGGGCCGAGGGGGUGGGACACCCCUGGCACCAGGGACACCCCUCCCCAACAGCCUCUCGCCCCCUCCAGCCUGGACAAUUUGCUGAACGUGGCGUACGGGGUGAAAAGGUUCUCCCCGCUGGCCAUCGAGGCGGUGCCGGCGCUGGCCGGGGUGGGCCUGGGGACCCCCGGCCCCGGGUGGUGCAUCUUCGUCUACAACCUGGCGCCGGAGGCGGACGAGAGCGUCCUGUGGCAGCUCUUCGGGCCCUUCGGGGCCGUCACCAACGUCAAGGUCAUCCGGGACUUCGCCACCAACAAGUGCAAAGGCUUCGGCUUCGUCACCAUGACCAACUACGAGGAGGCGGCGCUGGCCAUCGCCAGCCUCAACGGGUACCGCCUGGGCGACCGCGUGCUCCAGGUCUCCUUCAAGACCACCAAGCAGCACAAGGCCUGAGGGGCGGCCACGCCGGGGGCCACCGGCCGGGC